Messenger RNA from Bathycoccus prasinos, 1794 nucleotides. Its product is annotated as xanthine/uracil/vitamin C permease. The transcript has a single exon. NCBI's taxonomy places the organism in Eukaryota, Viridiplantae, Chlorophyta, Mamiellophyceae, Mamiellales, Bathycoccaceae. Bases 1 to 1794 code for a protein of 597 amino acids. The record is from RefSeq and is a predicted model, not a curated record.
AUGCUCGGGGUGACCGGCUCGGCGAUCGGGCACAUCGGGUACGGGAUUCUCGCGGCGCCGUGGAGAAAUUGGGGCCCGGAGGGGUACGCGUUGGCGUGCGCGCAACAGUGGGAGAAAAUUUACUACGAAUGGAACAUUCCGGCGUGUGGUUUGUGCUUACUGUUUGGCAACGUGUAUUACGCGUGGUUGGCGACUCGUCUGGCGACGAAGGAAAAUCGAACGGAUGUAACCGCGCAACCGUACGGUAUGAACACGACAGUAAUCUACAUCAUGUUAUAUGCCAUCACUUUGCCGGCUCUGGAAAGGGGUCACGAUAAGUUCGCUCCAUGUAUCGAUUUCGCUAGUCGAUGUUCGGCAACGGACGCGGAAAUUCAAUCUGGGGCGAGAAAAGCAGCCGAAUAUGCUUGGGAAGUUUCCGUGACGGCCAACUUUAUCGUCGGUUUGUUCGAAGUCAGCGGCUUCUUCUUAGGCGACUUGGUCAGGUGGUUGUUUCCAACCGCCGCCGUGUUCAUCCCGUUAUUUGGCGUUGGUUUCAUGUGGUUGGGCUACGUGUACGUCGUCGAUAUCUUUGAACACCCGAUGAUGUGCUGGCUUCCAUUCAUGAUUGUCUUGACGGGUUUCUUUGGGAACGUGAGGUACCCAAUCUACAAAACCGUCACGUUUCCCAUCGCUUUGUUGGCGAUUUUGAGCUCCUCGGCGUUUGGCUGGAUGGGCGCAUGCGAACAGUCCACGGACGACAUUGUGUACGGCUUUGGAUCGCACACGACCUCGGUUGCAGCGCAAUACAAUGGAGUAGAUGCUGCAACUGGGUUACCCCGCAAGACGUGCCAAGGUACGGACAAAGCGUUAGCUAAAGCUGCGUGGAAACAGUACGCCGGUAAGGGCGACAUCUUCGGCGGCUUUGGCAAAGGUUUGAAAGGCUUCAGCCACUCUGAUGUCAAGGAUCUCGUUGCUCAAUCUUUACUCUAUGGUGCGAUUGGCUUUUUAGGCUCGAUGGCAGAUGUCGAAUCCGCCGAGAUGGCUGGUGAUUCGUAUCCUAUGGCAGAAUGUUUGAUUUUUGACGGUCUCGGAACGAUGAUUGGUGCCCUCGCGGGCAGUAUCUACGGUACGACCAUGUACAUCGGUCACCCGAUUCACAAAGCGCUUGGUGCUAAAAUCGGUUACUCGCUUUUGAACGGGGUUGUUUACUUUGUCUUGUUCUGUAGUGGUAUCUUUGCGAGUUUGUACAACGUGAUCCCGCUUUGUGCGAACGGGGCUAUUCUUAUCUUCGUCGGUCUCUUGCUCGGUCGACAAGCGUUUGAGGCUACUCCAGCGAGACACUACCCGGCUUUAUUAUUGGGCGUUAUGCCGUUUAUCGCGAACAAAAUGUCUUUGGAAUCACAAGGAAACCACUCGUACGAUAUGGGCAUUCAAAUGAUGUCCGCGGCUGGCGGUACGAUGUGCGGUAUCUUCCUUUGCUGCAUCGCGUGCUUCGCCAUCGAUAGAUCUUUCUACAAGUGCGUCGUCGUUUCCUUCUUCAUGUGCUUCCUUUCCUUGUUUGGUUUCUUCGCGAGUCACAACGAUCUCAUCGAUCCGAGUACAGGCGUUAGAGGACCGCGACACGAGAAGUUGGGCAUCUACGACUCGAGCAGCGACUUGAACCAAGGCUGGAGAUGGGCCAUCUCGUGGGCCAUGGUUGGGGUGUACUUCGCGGUGCACAUUCCGUUCCAAAAGAAAGGCUCUCACGUGAAGAUGCCGAUUGACAUGAGAGAUAUGAAGGCCGAUCCGUACGAUUCCGACACGGAUUUGUCUUAA